Trifolium pratense (red clover) is the source of this 1935-nucleotide messenger RNA. Its product is annotated as vacuolar cation/proton exchanger 3-like. The coding region runs from base 836 to 1258 and encodes 140 amino acids. Gene Ontology annotation, molecular function: calcium:proton antiporter activity. Gene Ontology annotation, cellular component: plant-type vacuole membrane. The record is from RefSeq and is a predicted model, not a curated record. The transcript is spliced from 7 exons. Gene Ontology annotation, biological process: calcium ion transmembrane transport; intracellular calcium ion homeostasis. NCBI's taxonomy places the organism in Eukaryota, Viridiplantae, Streptophyta, Magnoliopsida, Fabales, Fabaceae.
CAAUUGUUUUUUCAUUUGUGAAGUUUUUUUCUCUCUCUUCUCUCUUUUCUCUCUUGUGCGAUCUCUCUCUUCUCACUAUCUUCACACUUUCUUCUAUAACCUUUCUCAAUCUCUUUCUCUCUGUCCUCCUCAUCUCAUCUUCACCAUAAUAUCCACCGCAACUUCCACCACCACCUAUAAAUCAAUAACUCGUCAGUGUGAGGGAGUGGCCGAGUGAGAGAACAUUUGUCGGCGGGAGAGAAGUUCCGGCGAGGAGGAGAGAAUUCCGGCCGAGGAGAGAAGUUUGCGGCAACAUGCGGUGCUUGGCGACGGCGGCGACGAAUCUUCUUUCUCAUUCCUUCUUCUGGUUAGAUCUGUUACUUUCUAUGCUCUAUUUAAUUGCUUUUUUUUUCUGUUGUUUUUUUUUAUGAGAUGGUUACAGAUUGGAGGUGGUGGUGAUGUGUGGUGGUUAUGGUAGAUGGUAACACUGAUGUUUUUUUUUUCCAAUUUAUAGACUGAUGAAUCUACUGCAAUCUGAAAACCCCAACAUUUAACACUUAUUUUUAGUUUUGUAUUAUGUUUAGUUUUGAUCUUGCAUGUUUGAAAUCCUCCAUGAAAUUGGAUCUUUGGAUGUCAAUAAACUCAAAGUGGGCAGCAGAUAUGGCUAUAGGACUUGGUACCGGAGUUCCGUGGAUCAUGUGCAAGCAAGAUGAUGCUCCUAUCCUGUCAUUAACACUUGCAAUGGCUUCUAUUGUGAUUAUUUCUCUCCAAAUACGGCUUACAAACCAAAGAUGUGGACAGAAGCUUGGAAACUAUCAAGAGGUAGUUGAAGUUUCAACUUCCAAAACUGGAAAACAUGGACAUGUUAAGUGUCACUGACAUCUUCACUGGCCAAAAACUUUGUGGUUUGAUAAAGCAGAGAUUAGCAGAGGUUACUCCAAGAGAUUCACAAAGAUUGGCAGUAAAAAAGGACAUUUCCUUAGGUGUUGCAUUGGGCUCUGCUACUCAAAUUGCAAUGAUUGUGGUUCCACUAUGUGUAAUUGUUGCUUGGAUAAUGGGUGUGAAAAUGGACUUGAACUUCAACCUCCUUGAGACAGGUUCUCUUGCUUUGGCAAUUAUUGUCAGUGCCUUCACUUUACAGGUAGAAACUGAGGAUGAGGUACUAUUAUAUUGCUCUAACCUGUUUCUUGUGAUGUAUUCAAGAGGAUGCAGACUUAUUUUCCCAAAGUUGAUCAAUUUUUUCCUAUCAUCAUUUGCUUUUUUGAAUCUUUUGCAAUAGGCUUGGUUUUAAGAAGUAGAUCAAUUUUUGCGGUUUUGGUUUUGUAAAUUAUUUGCUAACCAUUUUACUUUGCUAAUUUGCUAAAUAUAAGGCAGUUUUGUUUUUUUAUACAUUUUUAGAUUGCUCUUCUUUCUCGCACAACAACAACGGCAGCCUCCGACGUAGGUAAGGAUUUCAUAUCCAUUCUAACCUUAAUUUGGUUACCUACUAAUCCUUUAUUUAAUGCAUUCCUAAAUGCCCCCCAAAACACAUUUAAUCGAGCUCAUGUCACAUCACUACAUUAGAUAUGCUUUAAGUAUGUAACUAAGUUAACGAAACACAUUUGUAGAAACAAUCCAAUACUAGAUGUAUCAUUGAGAUAACAAAUUUACUAGACUGGCUCAUAAGUUUUUCUGUUUUAUAGCAAAAAAGGUUUGAAUUUUAGCGCUUGCAAAAGAGAUAACAUUUCUGUUGAACCUGUCAUGAUGGUACAUUAAUCAAAUGAGUUAGUAACAAAAAAUCAAAUAUACUGUCAGCAAACCAAACCAAUAAUGUUUGAUGACAGAUAUCGGUUAAGGAAUAAUGAAUUAGGAUUUAUAUAAAAGUGCUUACAUAUCAUUACCAGAAUUUCACUCAUUCUAUUUUUAGUUGUGCAUUUGACAGCAUGUUGAAGCCAUUUGGGACAAUUUUUGCAUAAC